AUGAUGUCCUUGACGCCCCGCCGAGGCGGCUUCUCGAUGCUGCUCGCCGUGCUCUGCUGCGUGGGCCUCGCCGCGCUCCUCCUCUGUGCAGGCGGCGAGCGAGACCCCUGGCGGGCGGGCCCCGCUGCGCCAGUUGCGCGCGCAGCGCGCUACGCCCCCCCCGACGUCCUCCUCGAGGCGGCGGCGGCGCCACCCUCCGAGUGCGCGGCCGCCGUCGCGGGGGCGGAGGAGCGGGAGUCGGCGUGGCGGCGCAGCGAGGAGUGCAAGUGCCCCAAGGGGACCUUCUUCACAGGCCACCAGGUCACCGUCCCCCAAGACGUGCUCGACACAUCCGACAUCAGCAGGCGGUACUACUUCGCCGCGGAGAAGUACGCGGGGAAGGGGUGCGUCUGCACGCGACUGCCGCGCGCCGAGGAGGAACUGUUCGCCGCGCUCGAGAAGCAGGCCCACAGCAAUGCGCUCUACGAGGCCCUCUUCAGCUACACCCUUGAGUACCUGAGCGCGCUCGAGGGCGACGGCGGCUCCACGUUCGGGGCCGACUUGGCGAAGGGGGGCAGGAAGCCCAUCGCGGCGGGCAUGGCCCUUCCCUGGACGGAGGCAGGGCGCCUUGCCGUCUACAACCCGUACGGCUUCUGCCCCCUGACGUCGCACUCCGAGCGCGUCGCCGCUGCGCAGAAGGUCGGGGGCACCAUCUCGGAUCCCUCAAAUGGGGUCGUGCAGCUCUUCAACGAGCUUAACGUCUGGAUCUGGUCCGACGGCGAAGACCCCAUCAACCCUGCGACCGACGACGACCUCUUCAGGAAGGCCGAACCCGUUGGCGUCCGGCCCCAUGAUCUUCAAGUACUCCCAGGUGCAGCCCAGGCUCCACGACCCUGGACAGAGGCGCGGCUACUACACCGCCACCGCGCCCCAGCACCCGGACUUCUUCCACCCCGAGGGCCCCCUCUUCGUCGACGGCGACAGGCACCAGAGCUUCCGCCGCCUCCUCGAGCUCGCAGGCUUCGCGCGGCGCUACCACGUCGACGCCAGCCUCGUGCGGGCAAUCCCGGCACUUGGCGGGCGGGCGCCCGGCGAGGCCGAAGUCGCUGCGGCCGUGGGCCCGCUGGUCAUGAAGGGCAUCUGGGGCGCGGACCCGACGCCAGAGGCCGAGGAGGCCAUGGGAACUUACGCGAGGUUUGGGAAGUAUGCGAUUUUCGGCAAGGAGAGAUCCACCGUUUCGCCCUGGGGCCCACCGGAAUUGCGGACUCGGUAAAGGAAGCGAGCGCCAGCGUGACGGCCUGGGCGAAGACGACGCCGUUCCGCGAUCUCCUGCGCAGGGCCGUUGAGGCGCACGGGCCGGCCAACCCCUGGUUCCUGGACGAGGACCGGCUACUGGACGACCUCACGCUCGCAACCUUGUUUGCGGGCUUGGUGGGCACAACGGAUAUGGUCAUGAAGUGCGUUGUGUACCAGCAGCGGGAUGCGGCACACGUGGCCCUUUUCAAGGAGAACCCAGAGAAGUACCUCAUCGAGCUGAUGCGGUACGACUCGGCUGUCACGUCUGUGACCGAGCUGCUCCGCGAGGACCAGGCCAUGCAUCUCGAGGGCAGGAACAUCACGCUGAAGGAAGGCACACCCGCUCAGCUCGUCCUCGCCAGCGCCAACCGAGAUCCGACGCACUGGAUGCGCGCGGACGACUUCGACCCUGCGCGUUCCGAUCUCAAGGACACGCUCUCAUGGAACGGGCGUGUGGAGGACGUCGAGGCGCGCUCCUUGGAGCGUGCGCCGCGUCACUGCCCAGGACACUGCCUCUCUCUGAAAAUUGGCGCUGCCGUGUGCGCAAAGAUGAUGGGAUCGUUCGACGAGCUCGAGAGGGAGGGCAAGCUGCUGUCGCACGGCAGUGGCGCGGUGAAGUGCAGCAAUUUCAACGAUGCCGACGAGCCGCCGCUCUGGAGUCCGCCCUCCGACCUAAAGGUGCCCGCACCGUACGAGCAAGACCUCUCCGAGGGCGAGGUCCUGAUAAAGGAACACGUGGAGUGCGACAGCCCAGACUUGUAUAUCAGUUCUUUCACGACGGUCGGGCAGUGCGCUCGGGCCGUGAAGGCGGCCGGUGGAAAGUAUUUCAUAUACGGCAAGGGCCCUCUGAAGGGCGGUUGGUGUUACAUGGAAUAUACUUCGUCGCCGCACUGCAAGGAGGGCUUCAAAAAAGAUUGGUACGACUUCUACGACAUUCCCGAUGUGCCACUCGAGCGGUCGCUGCAAUUCCACGCCGAUUUUUUGCAGUGGUCGGUCGCUGAAGAAGGCAAGCAGUCUGGUGCCGCCACUGGUAGGCUUGGCAGUUUUCAGUUCCAGAGUUCGGAGGUGGCGGUUUUGAAGCGGAUCAGCAAGGAAGGCUCAAAUUGGCUUUUCUCCAAAGCGAACAUCUGCGUCUACGAGUACCGGAUUGCUGCCCGGGAGGCCGCAGUAUGGUUGGAUACUUACAAAGGUUGUGCCGACUAUUCCAACAACAUUAUCGUGCCCAGCAAGAGCAAUCCACUCGGCAGCGCCUCCCAGCCAGAGCUCAAGAAGCACGACACCCAGCAGCUCAAGAAGGGUUUGCAGCGCUCCACCUGGAGCGUCUGCAGCAGCACGGAGGACACCCUGUUUCAGGUCCUGAGCCCGCGGAGCUUCGCCGCGCAAGGCAACGUGACGCCGACCGACGACUCUUGUUUCAAGAUGGAGGUGGUCUCAGAUGUCGUGUCGCUGCGGCAGAGGGUCAAUGCGUGCCCGAGCUGGAUAAAGAUGGCUAUUACUGCGUUCGGCGAGCUGAGCAAGGCUUCCUACUCAUUCCACUACAAUCUCAUCCCGGAGCAGGAGCACAACCAUUUCAUCGCAAGGAUCCUCGGCAAGGAUCCGGACUCCAGUGCCCUGGAUCCGACCACGUUCGACACUUACACCACGGGCAUGGUGGUGGUAAUCUUGCACCUCCAACAGCGAUCCUUUAGCGGGUCCAGAGAUCCACCCAGCAAGCGCAUCGUUCUGCCCAGCUCCCAGGAGUACCUCGACAGAAACAUCGUCUACAGCUUCAUCGGGCUGCCGACGAACGACAUCGACACCAACAGCGAGGGCCUCGAUGGCGGGGAGACGUGCGCCAUCGACGCGAUCCGUCAGCUGGACUUGGUGGACGACCUCGACACUGGGAAGAACACGUGGGACCGGGUCAUGGGGACACUGCCGGGGAUCUCGUCGCAUUGCCCCUUCAAGGAGCGCCAGAGGACGUGCACGAGGAAGGAGUUCGUUCGGGGCGUGUACCUCAACUACACCACGCAGGACGGCGACCCCGCGUACCCGGCGGAGAUGAUCGAUUUCGCUGGGCUCUGGUACAUGGCGAACGGCAAGUGGUCAGACCAUGCGGAGAACUUCCUCGCGUGGCAGCACUACGGCUCGCAUCGCAUCGAGGCCGUCCUUGCCGGCUCGCCCGAAGAGGCCGGCGGCGCGGCCUUCAAGCUGAUCACGUCCGACCUCAGUGGCCUGGACGUUCGCCCAGGCUUCUCGCGCGUCGGAGCCGACAUGUUCUUCAACGAGGCGGGGGAGCCGAUGAUGAUCCGCACCCCCGAUGGCCAGGACGUGUGGAGGGCGGAGGCGGAGUCGGCGACGUGGCAGUACUGGAAGUUUGCCUUUCGCUCUUCGCUGUUCCUCAAGGUCACGCUCGUGGACCACCUCUGGGCCACCCACUUCACCGCGGGCAGCUCCAUGGCCGCGGCAGCACGGGAGGCUCUGCCCCCGGCCCAUCCGCUGAGACGUCUGCUGACCAUGUUCACGUUCAACACCAUCCAGGUCAACACCAACGCGUUCCACCAGCUGCUGGGGCCUGACGCACUGCUCCAGCGAAGCACGCCUUUCUACGAUUUCCGCGAGGUUUCCCUGCUUGCAGAGGUCUCCAUCCCUCCGCUGACGACGUCGUUUGGUUUCUUCAUGAACGAGACACUCAGAAGUACCCUGCCCGCCCGAGUGCAGGAGACACCCUACGCUCAGGACGGUCAGCUCAUCUUCGAUGCACUCAAGGACUUCGUGGACAGCUGGUUUGACCUCUAUGCUGGCCAGUGGUGCGCGGGCGAUGCCGUCGUGGACCCUGCGGUGCUGUUGUUCUUCGAGCGCGCGCAGACGUGGUCGAUGUACAGGCAGCACAUGAAGACGGAUGCGCUGUUCCUGGGUUUGUACGGCGAGGACGGGAGCCUCCAGUGCAAGGGGCUGCAGAAAUGGCUGACCAUGCUCUUCUUCCAAGUCACUGGCUACCACCGGCACGUGGGGACGGUGGCCGACAGCGCCGCGGACCCGGACUUCGCCGGCUUCUCGUGGGAGCGAGGCAGGGCGUACACUCCGCCGCGGCAGGCCAUUCAGCUCUCGCUCAUCUCAGCCACAACUUCGACCACCUGGCCGAAGAUCAGCCAGGACUUCAGCCACCUUUCGGAGGGGAUCGACAAGAGCGCGGAGGCGGCGCGAGCCUUCCACGCGUUCCGCGCGAAGAUGGAGGAUGUCGCAAAGACCAUUGACGCCCGAAACAAGGGGCGGGCCAUCCCGUACAUGCAGAUGCACCCGAAGCACGUCGAGUGUUCAGUGGCCGUCUGAGGUGUCGGCUCCCUCCCUCCCCCUGCGCUCGACGAGGGUCCAGCGCAGAGGUUCCAGCGUGCUGGCCGCUCCCGGUGGCCGCAAGAAGCUCAGCGUCGACUCGUGGCUCGGGCGCCGAGCCAAGCGGCACGAAUCCCUCCCCGCGUCCCCUCCCGGGCGCGCUGAGCGCACGAGGGGCGGCGCGGGAGGCGCUGGCCAGGGAUGCGUGAGGGCGUGAGGGCCCCGCAAACCAGCACAUUGCAGGCCAGGAGCCUGCAAGGUGCAGCGAGGGAAAGCAUGAGGAAUGGGGAGCCGCUGUGGACCGCAGUUUUCUGGGGCGCGGCAGCUCCCUGCCUUGCCAAAGUUCCUGUUUGCGGGGCCCUGGGCCGCGCUGCGGGACUCCGAACGUUUUACGCUCCUGCGGGUUUUGACUCUCCAUCGGUUGUCUGGGCUUGGGCUCAGGGCCACAUCCGGCCCCAUGGCCGCGCCGUCCUCAUCCUCGCCCUCCCCGUCGGCAUCCUCCUCGUCCUCGCCCCUCACUCUUUCUCUGGUGACCCUCGAAUGCUACGGCGGUGGGGGGACAGCGCGAGAUGGUCAGGGCGAGCACCAGGUGCCGAGCUGCCUCCCUCAGAAGGGCAGGCCGCCCUGAGCGGGUGCCCCCCGCAGGCGCGCGGCAAGGGCCGUGCUCUGACGUUCUGCCCGCUCGGUGGGC
Prorocentrum cordatum is the source of this 5278-nucleotide messenger RNA. The record is from the annotation of a GenBank genome assembly. NCBI's taxonomy places the organism in Eukaryota, Dinophyceae, Prorocentrales, Prorocentraceae.